UUCUCCUACAGCCAUGCCCAGUUUGAAGAAACCCGGCAUCAGGUCCACAAGCAGCCACUAGUGGGACAAUGGAAGCCAUUUGCCACAGCUACUAGAGAACAGGAGCUGCAGCACUCGGAGCCUCCUGGCAAGGACUGUGACAGUGGGGAUGAGAACCAGUCGAUGGCUCAGCUCAAUGUCUCCCGCUUGCGCAGUUCCUCUGUGGAGAUCCGUGAGAAGGGGUCAGAGUUCCUGAAAGAGGAGCUCCGCAGAGCUCUGAAGGAGCUGAAGUUAAAAGAUGAAGAAUGUGAAAAGCUUUCCAAAGUGAGAGAACAGCUGGAGCAGGAACUGGAAGAGUUAACAGCAAGCUUGUUUGAGGAGGCACAUAAGAUGGUUCGGGAAGCAAACACCAAACAGGCAGCAUCAGAAAAACAGCUGAGGGAAGCACGAGGGAAGAUUGACAUGCUGCAGGCAGAAGUGACAGCCUUGAAGACUCUGGUGAUAACAUCCACCCCUUCCUCUCCAAACCGGGAGCUGCACCCCCAGCUCCAAAGCCCCUCGAAAACAGCCUUCAGGAAAGGGCACGGGCGCAACAAAAGCACCAGCAGUGCUGUUGUCACUGCCACAAACCAGAGCACACCCUCGGAGCCAGUUGGCAGUGAGCUCAAAGAGGUGGAUUCCAUCUUGUUUGCAGAAUUUCAGGCUUGGAAGGAGUCUCCAUCUUUGGAUAAAUCAUGUCAGUUUCUGGAGAGAAUAUACCAGGAAGAUGUGGGCCCUUGUCUAGACUUCACCAAACAUGAGCUGUCAGAGUUGGUUCAGGCAGCCGUGGAGCAGAACACACUCACUAUUGAACCAGUGGCUACUCAGACUCUUCCUGUGGUGAAGGUGUCAGCCAUUGAGUGUGGUGGACCAAAGAAGUGUGCUCUGAGCGGCCUUUCCCGAGCAUGCAGACAUCGCAUCAAACUGGGGGACUCUGGGAAUUAUUACUACAUUUCUCCUUCCUGCAGGGCCAGGAUUACAGCAGUAUGCAACUUCUUCACCUACAUACGCUAUAUCCAGCAGGGACUGGUAAGGCAAGACGUGGAACUGAUGUACUGGGAAAUCAUGCGGCUCAGGAAAGAAAUGUCCCUUGCCAAGCUGGGGUUCUAUUCCAGUGAGAUGUAGCUCGGCACUGCCAGUCUUAAAGGGUGUCACCAUACAGAUACACCAUCAGACAGACAGAUGGUUUGGUGUUUCGUCUCCAUUAGGAAUAGAAGCUGGCAAAUGCAACAAGAAGACCAAAGGAGCACCAAUUUGUCCUGUGAAAUCAUUUGCCGCUUUCUGAGUUCACCUUCAAAAUGCAGAUUUGCCCAGUGACUUCUAGAUCUUUGGCACAAUCAAGUGAGGUUACCCACACUCAUGGAAUUAUUUUUCUAUGCAUUCUUCAGCCAGCCUACGUCUAAUAUUCUUGAAUUAUUUGCUUCAGCAAUUGUAAUAGCCAUACACUGAACUACGCUCUUGUUGAUCCUGCGUGUAACUGGGAAUAUCCACAUGAAAGAAAGAAAGAAAGAAAGGUUUGAGCUGUAAUGCACAGCUUGUUGCUCCAGCUGUUGGUAAGGGGAGGGGCCCUCUCCAGAUGCUAGCACUACACAAUGACCUUGCUUUAUAGCCACUGAGUGGGUGUUCUUCCAGUGCUUCCCAGACCUCUGUCUUCUGAGGUGCCUGCAAGAUUCAGGCUGGAGAGGCAGAGUCACAAAGAAUGCUUUUCAUUCUGUUUAUAACUCAGGGUUUGCCUUUUUGGUUGUAUAAGAGAUCCCAUACUUGAUCCUGUGAGGACAGACAGGCAUUCUUGGCCAAACCUCUGACUGGAGCCUCAGUCAUGAUGCAAGAAUGAGGAAGUUGCAUAACAUUGGAUGUCCCAAAACUAUGUAGAGGUUAGUGGCCUGAGGCUGCAGAUGGUUUUUCUCCACAAUCUGGUGGGUGAACUUGGUUGCCAUGUUGGCUCUCAAAGAAGCAGUUCUCAUCUGCUGACAUCAUGUGUCUCAUUUGAAUUCCUUCACUGUACUUUGUAGCCAUCUAAGCACCAGCUGGAGAUUCACUUCCAUUGUGUUACUACAGACACUUGUGUAAGACACUUUUCCUGUGCUCAGAUUUCCCGUUAGACAGAUAUAAAAGAGCAUUUUUCUUUAGUGCUGUAUUAAUGUUAAAGGUGUAAAAUUAAUACAGAGCAUAACACAUUGAGUUCAUCUUGACUUUUGCUCUUAAAUUUUCUAGAAAGAUAGAGUUGUGUGGAAUGUCAAUUCUGCUCUUUUUUAAUGGAAUGGGCAGGAGCACACAAUAGGUUUUGGAAUGAAAAAUUAAUUUUGACUUUAUAAACAGCAAGUAGACUUGAUUUUGAAUUUGAAAACCACACAGGAGAAGCGGGAGGCCUGUUAAGUGAUAGCAAAGCAAAAGUCUCUCCUAGCUUUUGAUUUGGAGGCUAAACCACUUGAGACUUCGCUUGAGGACAGGCUGCUUGACGGUUAAGACCAGCAUUGCGGGCACUCUCUUCCAUUUGCAAACUGCAUCCUCUGCUCUGAAGGCCAUUCUCCGUAUCCUCAGAUUUAAGGGAACUUGUCAGUGGUUUAUUCAUUGGAGAAGGCCCUCAUCUCAUGUUGAAAUGCACUCAUUUCUCCCCACAUUCCAUGGAUGAUCUCUGACAUUGAGACUGUUUAAGCCCCUCCCCCCCACAAAAGCUGCUGCAUUGAGUCUACAACCUUCAUGAAAUGAAAUCUCAACUGCCAUGAUGCUUGGUUCCAUCAUCUCAGAUUCAGUUGGGCACAAAGGCCCUACUGGUAGAGAAGUGCUUUGCAUUGCUUUCUCUUUUCUCUUGAUGUCUGUUGCAUCUGCCUGAUUCCACGUCAUUGCUGGUACUCUCAAUUCCAUUCCCUGGUGGAGUGGCAUUGUAUGAGCUUUGGAGAGAAAUAAUUGCCUGUCUUUGGUACUACAUAGGGACUGUGUGCAAUGGUGAAGGCUGUUUGGCUUUAUUGACAGCAGUGACUUUUGGGAUAGUCUUUCCUUAUCAUUGCAGUUAAGUGAAUGUUCUGUUGGAUCUGGUUUGGGGGUCCCUGAUGCUUUGCUGCACGGUGGUCCUGGCAGUUGAACCAGGACAUGAUAUCAUCUUGAUCAUUUCUAGAAGCAUAUGCAUGCUAAGGAUUAUAAUAAAUAUAUAUAUACACACAUACAUACUUAUACAUAAAAUAAAAGUUCUCCCUAAAGAUGUAUCUGGGAGGAAAUAUUAAUGGAAUGAUGCUUCCAAGAGGACAAACUGCAACAACACUUGCCCCUUCCUGUUUUGGGCAAGUCUUGCUUUCAGCUAAUGGCCAAGAGACACCUCUUUGCCUCACUCCAUUCUUGUGUUGCUCCAGUUCCAUUCCUCCUGUCGGCAGAGAUGGCACAGGGCCAAAUGGAUUGGUGUUGACCAAAUCAGGUUAGAUCCCCUGAACUGCAAGGACAAGGAGUCUACAGAUGUGACUUUCCUCAUCUCUCUUGACAGCCCCCUAUAUUGCCCAAAUGCCAGUGUUAUGGACUGGGAGAGCUUAAUGCAACUGGGUUGCAUCUCAACUAAAAUGUCCCAACUAAGCCUAACAUUGCAAAAUGCUGCCUCAAAUGCUGUUCUGGAGGGGCAGGAGACCACUGCUGGAGCUGGCAGCAUGACGGGUUGUAGAGAUAAGGCAGCAGGGGGAACUUGCAAAAAUCACCCCCUUGUGUGCAGAGUGAUCUUUUUGAUAGGAUCCGUCCCACUGACUUCUCAACAGUCACAAGAAUACUGAGGGAAGAUAAGGGAAGUCUGUCUCACAUUCCUUGCCCUUCCAUCCCACAGAAAGCCUACUGUAUCUAAAUCACCUCUCCUCCAGUUAAUUUAACUGGGAAAGUAAAUUCUAGCUACUCCACAGUUGCUUCAUUUAUAGCCCCGAUCCUCUGUAUACUUGCGUUAAAGAAGUUAGUGUUUUAUGGGCUAGCCACCAAGAAUUGUAGUACCUAUGUCCAUGCUCUGUAAUUUCUCAAAGUUCCAAACAACUGAGGUCUGUGUGCAUGUAAAUCAGCAGUGUAGGAGGCACGUCCCACCCCAACACCAUCAUGCACAUUUCAAAGUUAAAUUAUCUUCGGUGACUUUUAAAAUAAUUUUAACACUGUUGUGUGUGAGCAUAUUCCAUAUGAUAGUUUUUUAUUGGGCUCAAAUGAGUUAUGCAAUUUCUUCUUGCAGUACUUGCCCUGUUCCCCAUAACAUCCAUAUAUAACAUUUCAGUGCAGAAAGAAACCAAAGGAGGCUUCUUGCUAGUAAUUCACUCUCUCAAGCGAGCAGAGGAGCUUUGUUUCUAUUGAAUAGCUGGCCCGCAUAAAAGAGAGUUGCUUUUAAUAGCAGACCAUUCAGGCCCUGGUGGAAUGAGGUAAUAUGAAAUAUUUUUCAAUCUAGAUUUCUCGUGAUUAUAGAGAACAUUCCACGUGUAGUAAGGUUAGUGUUUGGGUUCAUAAGAAUGAAAACUGCAGUGGGGUUUCUUGUCUUUGGCCUCAGUUUAGUGAGUCAGGUGCUGAAAACCUAUACAUUUGGGGGUUUUUGGUGGUGGUGGGGGAAUCAAGAUCGUUCCUUUCCUGUAAGGCAUAUACCUGCUACCCUCCCUGGACCACUGAGAAGCAUUUUCUUAGGUGGAAGGGGCAAUGAUCUGCAAUUCUCUUGGAUGCAUUACUAUCUCCUCUUGUGUUCCUAUUUUAAUAAAAUAUACUGAUCUCUAUUUAAUAAAUAGACACCAGUACUCAGAGUUGGGCUGGUUUUUCCUGCCUUCAGGCUGUUUUAUUCCUUUUCAAGCCUGCAUGUGUUCCAGCUGUAAAAUAAAUAGCACAUUUUCAAAACAGAA
This is a messenger RNA of Heteronotia binoei (common prickly gecko), 4853 nucleotides long. Its product is annotated as guanine nucleotide exchange factor for Rab-3A-like. The transcript is spliced from 9 exons. Lineage: Eukaryota; Metazoa; Chordata; Lepidosauria; Squamata; Gekkonidae. Bases 163 to 1143 code for a protein of 326 amino acids. Gene Ontology annotation, biological process: exocytosis. The record is from RefSeq and is a predicted model, not a curated record. Gene Ontology annotation, cellular component: Golgi to plasma membrane transport vesicle. Gene Ontology annotation, molecular function: guanyl-nucleotide exchange factor activity.